AUGUAUUGUUUUCAUAUGGCAUUUGCACAAUUCCGAAUAUUAUUUAAAAAGAAUUUUCUUCUUCGUCGUCGGCAACCGGUACUUUUUAUUUUUGAGCUUGUAUGGCCUUUAUUACUUUUUUCUAUUGUUGCUAUUGUUCGAAAAACUUCACCAACUCAAAAUCGACCAGCAUGUUAUUAUAAUCCUAUGCCUUUACCUAAUAGUGGUACAAUCGGUUUUCUUCAAAGUUUUUUGUGCAAUACAAAUAUUAGUUGUCGUUUAAAGCCCUUCGAUGUUCAAACAUCGUCGUUAAAAAAUUAUUUUCCAUCUGUUUAUGAUGGAAUACUUGGUUUAACAGAAACAGAAGGUGUAAAUACUGUUCUAUAUAAUUUACCUAAUUUAACACGUAGUGUUGAUCAUAUAAAUAAUGCAUUCAAUGAUACAUUUUUACAAAAAAUCUUAGAUGGAGAAUUUUUUAUGUAUGAUUUAUUUAAUAAUACAAAUGAAUUGAAAAAUAAUUUAUUAUUAACUGGAAUGCCAAAUGAUUUAAUUAAUGAUUUUUUAAAUGGUUCAUUUAAUUUAACAGAAAUUUAUGAUACAUUUAAUCAAACAAUUAAUUUAGAAUCAUUUUGUCGUAAUGAUUUUCUUAAUCAUCUUCUUACAGUUGAUAAUUUAACAAAUCCUGAUAUUGUUAUUCAAGCAUUAUGUCAAUUAAAUGUUCGAAAUCUUACAAAGGAUAUUAAUACAUUUCUUAGUCAACUUAAUUAUGAUAAAAUUAAUAAAUAUUUUGGUAAUAUUUCUCAAUUAAUCAAUGGACAAGAACUUAGAGAUAAAAUUCAAAAAUUAAAAGAUUUAGAAAAUACUAUUAAACAAUUAAGUUCAUAUGCAGAUUUAAUAAAAAAUAUGCCAAAUAUGACAGAAAUAGCACGAAUAAUUCCACGAUUAAUACAAAUUAUUGAACUUGUACAAAAUCAACGAGAUUUAAUACAACUUUUUGGUCAAAUCUUAGUUGACUUACAUAUCAUUACUGAAGAACGUAUUAUAUUACAAUUGUAUGAAAUUACUCAAAUGUUUGUUGAUUUUCUUCAACGUUAUGAUAAUAUGACUCAAACUUUAACAGCUGACCAAUUAUUUAAUAAUUUAACAUUAAAUAUAAUUUUACAAUCAGAUUUAACACUAUCAAAAGAAUUUGAAGGUUUAAUAUUAACGUCAAAAAUAAAUUAUCUUGUUUUAGCAGAUUUUCUUGUCGGAAAAAUAACUGAAACACCAAAACAUCGAUUAUUUUGUCUUCAACCUGGUUUUUGGACUUUAUUUAUUAUCGAUGAUACAACUUCAAAAAAUCUUAAAGAUCGUGUUGAUCGUUAUUGUGGUAUUCAUAAUAAUCUUGAUUCUGUUUAUAAUAAAUUAAUAAAUGGUAUUCGUAUUGACCAGUUACAAAAGUAUUUUACUGAUAUGCGUUUUUCAUUCAUGGCAUUUGAAGGUUUAGCAAAUAUAUUAUUUACAAUAAAUAAAGCAGGAUCAUUUGAAAAUGAUUUACGUUUAACACUUGAUAGUGUUUCAGCUGUUAGUGAAUUAUUAACAAGAACAAAAACAGCUGGAGUUAAUCUUUAUGCUUCAUAUAAUUUUGUUAAAAGAAUAACAAAAACAUUUAAUCCAAAUUUAUUAAAAACACCGAUAUUUAAUACACUUGAUAUAGUUAUACCAGUUUUAACACCAUUAUUUAAUUUGGAUCAAUUUAUUUCUUUAAUAGCUGGAGUUCCACGUGGAACUGUUGAUAAUGUUAUAAAUAAUAUUAAUAUAAUUAAUAAUUUUUUAACAACACCAGCUCCAACAAAAAUUAUGCGUUUAACAACAACGGCAAAUAUUUCAAAUAUAAGAACAACAACAAAACCUCGAUCAAGAGCUCGUUAUAUUGAUUGGUCAACACUUUUUCAAUCAAAUAAUUUUCUUCAACAAAAUAUGCCAAAAUCAUUUGUUAUUCCACAGAAUAUUGCCGAUUAUAGUCAAUGGGUCAAACGACAAAAACGACAACUUGAUCUAUUAUCUGGUUUUCUUGCUCAAACAAAAUCUCCAAAUUCUGCCGAUUCAACAUUGUUUGAUGUGCCUGAUUUUGUUAAAAUGUUCAAUAGAUUUUCUCCUGAAACACUUGAAUUUCUUUGUAUAGAACCAUUAGUUAAUUUAAUACCAAAUGAUCCUGUACUUAAUUAUAUAUUCGGUAUUACACGUGUAUUUGAAUUAAUUAAUACAUUUAUGUCAAUAAUAACAUCAACAAAUCGUAUACGUUGUUUACACAAUCCUAAUUAUGAUUAUGAUCAAAUAUCACAAUUUCUUCGUUUAAAUAAAACAGCUGGAUUGAUUCGUGAUCUUGUUAAAAAUGGUUUUCAAUCAAAAUUUAGUUGUUCAUUAGUAGUUGAUGUUGUUAAAAAUAUUCAAGUCUAUCAAGAUUUAGUUAAUAUUAUGCAACAUAAUACAAUAACACUUGAUACACUUGAAUGUUUAAAAGAAACAUUACUUCAAAUAUUUGAACGUUUAAAAAUUUUACCUGGCUUAUUUCGUUUUAUAUUCAGUGAUUCAUCAUUAAUUAAAUCAAUAAAACAAUUAAUGCCAUUAAUUCAAAUAUUUUCACCUAUGUUUUCUCAAGAAAGUUUUAAAUUUGUACAAUUAAAUGAUAUGAUUGAAAAUGCAAAUAAUUUUACAUUAUUUUUACAACAAAAACGAAAUAUAACAUCAUUUAAUCAAUGGUAUUUUAAUACGAGAUUAAAAUUUAAUGGUUUGAAUAUUGAACGUUUAAUUAAUGAAAUACCGAUGAUUAAAAAUGAUUUUGAAUUAUUAAGUAAUGAAAAUCAAUGGUUAAUGGGACUUAUUGAUGGAAUUAAUACAGAAGAAAUAUCACCAAAAGAGAUUUAUAUAUUAUUUAUGAAUUUUACAAGUCAUUUUCCAGAAUUUCAAAGAUUAGAAUCAAAUGUUUCACAUCUUAUUGAAAAAUAUUUUUGGGCUUUACCAAAUGAAUCAAUGCAGUAUUUGGUUUUAUCUAUUGUUGAUGGUCUUGAAAUUAUACAUAAUUUGACUAUUUUAUUACAAGAUAGUUUAAAAGGAUUACCUAUGAAAGAUAUAUUUAGAAAUUUUACAUUUAUUACUAAUAAACUAAUGCGAGACUAUGGCUUUUCUAAUUCAACAAUUGAACUUUUUAAACAAUCUCGUUUAUUCAAAGAUCCAGUGAUUUUAUUUAAUCUAUAUUCUGAAUAUCGGCAAACUGUAUGUGAUGUUAAUUUAUUAAAUAGAACAAUUUAUAAAGUUUGGCCAUAUUUACAAUUUAAUUCAAAUAUGAGUAUAGAAGAAUUAUCACAAUAUGCAUGUAAUAUGUCAUUAGAAAAUCAAAGUAAAGUUAUUAAUAUAAUAUUUAAACAUUUUCUUCUACCAGAUAAAUUACAAAUGUUUUAUAAAAGUGGUGGACAUCAUAUUGCUAAUUUAUUUAAUAUGGAUGAAAAAGAAGUUGAUGUUUUUAAACAAGUUGGUCCUAUUGUAAAAGAUGUUAAUGAAUUAUUAAAACGUGUUAAAAGAUUAAAUCAACAAAUUGAUUCAUCACAAAACCAAGAUCAAUUUACAAAAAUAACAAAUAUAUUUUGUGCUGAAAUUGAUAAACCAUCAAAUCCACAAAGACAAGUUGCUGAUGAAGAAAAUUUUUUUGAACAAAUUAAAGAUGUAUUAACAAAAACAAAUCAAUCCGAAUCAUCACGUCAACAAACUUCAGAAUCAAUUCAAGAAGAUGAUAGUGUUGAUUGUUCAGAUAUACGAAGAACUAUUGAACAAAGUAGUGAUGUUGGUUAUAUUGUUUGGCCAUUGAUUAAACCAUUACUUCUUGGAAAAAUUUUAUAUGCACCUGCAACACCAGUUUCUAAUGCAAUUAUUGCAAAGGUCAACAAAACCUUUGAAGAAUUAGAUAAAAUUCAUCAAUUUGCCAAAGCUUGGGUUAAAUCUUCACUUAAUUUAACAGUUUUAUUUGGUGAUCUACAAAAUACCAAUAAUAUUAAAAAAGUUUUAUCAAAUCGUUUAUUUCAAGAAUUAUUUAAUAAUAUAAUUGGAAUAAAUACAUUUGAUAUGGAAUCAAUAAUAUCAAUGUUACAAAAUUUUAGUGGUGGAACAAAUACUGAUGUUUUAAAAAAUAUUGAAAUGAUUAUGAAACAAUUUAGUGAUUAUUUACCAUGUAUUGAAUUAAAUCGUUUUGAAGCACUUCAAUCCGAAAAUGAACUUGUUGAACGUGCUAAAGAAUUACAUCGAAAUCGAAUGGUUAUUGCUGGAAUUGUUUUUACAAAUUUAAAUAGUUCAAAUCCAAAUGCUAAUUUUCUUCCACCACAUAUUCAAAUUAAAAUUCGUAUGGAUGUUGAUAGUGUACGAACAACAGAACAAUUAACAAGUUGGUUAUUUUUUCCUGGUCCAGAAAAUGAUUAUUUUCGUGAAAUGCAUUAUUUACGAGGAUUUGUACAAAUACAAGAUUUAAUUGAACGUGCUGUUAUUGAUUUACAUUUUGAAGAUAAUGGUAAAAUACCAACAAAUCCUGUUGUUUAUAUGCAAUUAAUGCCAUAUCCAUGUUAUCGUGGUGAUCCUGGAAAAGAAUCAUCGUAUGUUAAUUAUUUUAUUUUACCAAUUUUGGGAACAUUAAUGUGGACAGCAACAUUAGGUGUAUCAAUAAAAAAUUUAAUGCGUGAACGUGAAAGAAAUGUUGAACAAACAAUGAAAAUUAUGGGUCUUAAUUCAACUGUAAAUUUUAUUUCUUGGUUAAUUAGUUCAUAUAUACCAAUGUUUUUUGUAUCAAUUAUUGUUGCUGUUGUUCUUAAAUAUGGUGGAAUUUUUCCAGCAACAGAACUUACUGUAACAAUAACACCAUUACUUACUCUUGCUCUGUCAGCAUUAAUGCUUGGGUAUUUAAUUAGUGCUUUUUUUACCAAAGCAAAUUUAGCAACAUUAUGUGGCAUUUUAAUUUAUUUUAUUUCUUAUCUACCUUUUAUUCUUGUUAUGUUUCUCGAAGCUAAAAUGCAAUUAAUUCAUAAAAUAUUAAUUAAUUUAUCAAGUGCAACAGCAUUUGGUUAUGCAUCAAUAUAUUUAACACGUUUAGAAUAUCAAGGUGAAGGUAUUCAAUGGAAUACAGUUUUUAAAAAUAUAUUUCCUAAUGAUCAAAUGAAUUUCGGUAUUGCUUGUAUAAUGAUGUUAGUAGAUGCAAUUAUUUAUUGUCUUAUUGGUAAUUAUAUUCGUUCAGUAUUACCGGGUAAAAAUGCUCUUAGAAAACCAUUUUGGUAUCCAUGUUUACCAUCAACAUGGUGUUUUUGUAAGAAAUCAAAUCGUCAUGAUGGAUUAAAUUCAACAUUUCGUAGUCAACGUGAACAUGAACCAAAUCCAUUUACUGCUCGAAUGAAACAAAUCGAUCCAAAUAAUGAACAAGAACCGACAAAUUUACAAGUUGGUAUAUCAUUUGAAAAUUUAUCAAAACAAUUUGGAGAAAAUAAAAAGGCUGUUGAAAAUUUAUCAUUAAAACUUUAUGAAAAUCAAAUAACAGCUUUACUUGGACAUAAUGGUGCUGGAAAAACAACAACAAUUAGUGUUUUAACUGGAAUUUAUCCUCCAACAAAUGGUUCAGCAAGUAUUUAUGGACAAGAUAUAACAACAGACUAUGAUCAAAUAAGAAAAAAUGUUGGUUUAUGUCCACAAGAAGAUAUUCUAUUUGAUUUUAUGACUGUUCGAGAACAUCUACAAUUUUAUGGUCGUUUAAAAGGAAAUAUGAGUUCAAAAGAAUUAGAUAGAGAUAUAAAUGAACUUUUAAGUAGUAUGGGUUUAUGGAUAUUUCAACAUGAACCUGUUUCAUCAUUAUCUGGUGGUGUAAGACGACGUGUUGCUGUUAGUAUUGCAUUUGUAGCUGGUUCACGAACAGUUAUUCUUGAUGAACCAACAUCAGGUGUUGAUCCAUGUGCAAGAAGAAGUAUUUGGGAAGUUAUAUUUAAACAUAGAACUGGUAGAACGAUAUUAUUAACAACACAUUAUUUAGAUGAAGCUGAUACUUUAAGUGAUCGAAUUGCUAUUAUUCAUCAAGGUCGAUUAUUAUGUAGUGGUUCAUCAAUGUUCUUAAAAAAACGUUUUGGUAAAGGUUAUAGUUUAACAGUUGAUUUAAAACUUCGAGUACAAAAUAAAAUAAAAAUUGUUGAAAGUAAACAAUUCAAAGAUUUUAAUACAUUUAUAUUACAAGAAAUGCCUGAUGCAACAUUACGUGAACAUAUUGGUACUGAAGUAACAUAUUCAUUUAAACAUGAACAACGACAUAAAUUUGCACGAUUAUUUAAACAAAUUGAAAUUAAUAAAGAACGAUUAGCUGUAGGAAAUUAUGGUUUAUCAGAUACAACACUUGAAGAGGUUUUUCUAUGGGUAACAGAAUUAGCUGAUCAAGGAAAAAUGGAUGAUUUAAGUGAAAAUUCGACUGUACCAAAAAUUGUCGUUGAACAAGCACCUAUUUCAUCAUCUCAUAGUGAUGAUAGCGGUCUCGGUGGUGAAUCGAAUGCAACAAUGGAUGGUAUAUCAAUGAUAAGUGGAAGUAGUGCACAAUUACCAACAACAUCAAAUGCAACAUUAAAUCCUCCAACAGAAUAUGCUAGAAUACGUGGUCGUAAAUUAUAUUUUCAUCAAUUUCAAACAUUAUUAUUAAAACGUUUUCAUCAUACAAAACGUAAUUGGAAAGUUUUUCUUUCACAUAUUCUUCUUCCAUUAAUAUUUGUUGCUAUGUCAAUGGGUUUUACAUUAUUACGUCCAUCACAAAUUGUUCAACGACCAUGGUUAUUAACACCAGCUAUGUAUGAUCAAUCAGCAAUGUUUGUUAAGUAA
Messenger RNA from Rotaria sordida, 6843 nucleotides. The record is from the annotation of a GenBank genome assembly. NCBI's taxonomy places the organism in Eukaryota, Metazoa, Rotifera, Eurotatoria, Philodinida, Philodinidae.